Molecule: messenger RNA, 3614 nt
Organism: Scleropages formosus (Asian bonytongue)
Lineage: Eukaryota; Metazoa; Chordata; Actinopteri; Osteoglossiformes; Osteoglossidae
Gene: hap1
Product: huntingtin associated protein 1
Exons: 14
Coding region: 140-2383 (747 amino acids)
Biological process (GO): neurotrophin TRK receptor signaling pathway; mitochondrion distribution; vesicle transport along microtubule
Cellular component (GO): dendrite; cytoplasmic vesicle; mitochondrion
Molecular function (GO): signaling receptor binding; myosin binding
Source: RefSeq, a predicted model, not a curated record
UGCUCAUUAUGGUCCAUUAGGUCAGAAGGACGUCAAACGCUGAUGGGUCCAACAAAAAAAACAGAUUGGUGUGCAUGAUGGAAGUUGGCUUGCUGCAGAAGAGCGUCUGCAGACCUGAGGUCCGGACUGAGUGCUAGAGAUGGACGGUCCGGCUGUUGUGGACACCUGGAACUGCUCUGUUGUCCAUGGAGAAGGAGGAGAUGACAGCAGGGAGCGGCACCCUGAAGCCGAGCUGAGCACAGAGGUGCUGUGCAGGGAACUGGUGGAAGUGCUGUGUGCUGAGAGGGUGGCUCAGGUCACUAAGACCUACCAUGACAUCGAAGCCGUUACGCAUCUGCUGGAAGAGAAGGAGCGGGACCUGGAGCUGGCGGCCCGGAUUGGUCAGUCACUGCUCAAGCAGAACAGGGCCCUAGCUGAGCGCAAUGAGCUGCUGGAAGAGCAGCUCCACAUCUCCACAGAGGAGAUUGCCCAGCUGCGCCAUGAGCUCUCCAUGAGGGAGGACCUACUGCAUCUGUAUGCCAGUACGGAAGAGAUGGAUUCCUCCUUGGAAAAGUCUUUACUGAUGAGGAGGAGCGAGUCAUCAGUCUCCUUCAGCAGCUACAUCGACCACGACUUCCUGCAGCAGAAGCUCAAGGGGCUGGAGGAGGAGAACCACAGGUUACGUUCAGAGGCCGUUGAACUGACUUCAGAAACAUCCAGCUACGAGGAGCAGGAACAGCAACUGAUGAGGGACUGUGUGGAAGAGCUUGCUUUAGCCAAUAAACAGGUGGUGGCGCUGUCAGAUGAACUGGCCCGCAAAGUGGAGGACACUCUGAGACAACAGGAGGAGAUAAGCUGUCUGCUGGCCCAGAUUGUAGACCUGCAGCAGCACAAUAAAGUGCUCUUGACAGAGAACGAAGAGCUAACACAACACCUGAGUGCAUCUCGGGAAAGUCAAGCCCAACUCACAUCAGAAUUGAAGGAGCUUCAGGACAAGUACUGCGAGUGUGAGGACAUGCUGCGUGAGGCGUCGCAGGAGCUCAAGAACCUGCGCAACAAGAGUCUGCCCAACAGCACGGUGAACCGCUACAGCACACUGACGGCCCUUGUCCCUAUGGAGUCGCUGGCUGCUGAGAUCGAAGGCACCAUGAGGAGGGGCCUGGACAGCCCGGCACCGCCAGAGUACAGGAGCCACCCUUUUCGCGUGUUUGAGACGGUGAAGGCAGCCAAUCAAGCGGCCCGCCUGCGCUCCCGCUGCCAUUCGCCUCAGAUUCCUGGCUCCAGUCCGCCGUCAGGCCGCUCCAGCUGUGUGAGCACACCGCGCACCAGCUGCUACGGCUCCUGUAGCGCCAGCGUCAGCCUGGAGGAGAAGGCAUCUUUGAGCCAGGGGCCCCCUGUACAGCUCAGCGAGGUGGAAGAGAAGCGCCUGGGACAGCCAGGCACCCCAGGUGGUCAGGACUUGGAGGCGGCACUGCAGCGCCUCUCGGCCCGCCAGCAGAGCCACGACUCGAGCCGGCCCUUCUUCGAAGUGGAGCGUGAACGCAAACUGCAAGCGUUGGAGGUUGAGGGCGACACCUCCAGUGGUUUUCUCACACCCAAUGACAGUCUCCUGUCCAUCGGCACCAACUACUCGAGUAGCUCACUGCACUCGUCGGCCUCGGGCGUCUCUAGCAGCUCACGCUCCUGCCUGCCUGACCGCCUGCAGAUUGUCAAGCCCCUGGAAGGCUCAGCGACACUGCACCACUGGCAGCAGCUGGCCAAACCCAACUUGGGUGGCAUCCUGCAGCCCCGUCCCGGGGUCCUGACCAAGGACUUCCGGGAGCUCGACGUGGACCUGCAGCAUGUGUACAGCCUGAACGAUCUGGAGGAGGACGAGGCCGAGCCAAGCCAGGCCCCGCGGUGGGAGGGCCUGGACCCAGCAGUGUGGGGCACUGUGGGAAACUGUGCCACAGCCUCUCCGUCCUGCCCCUGGCUGCCCCAGACCCCUCCCACACAUCUUCCUACCCUCUGCGGGACUCAGCAUCCCUCUCUCACAGCCAUCCCGCACAGUGCUGACCCUCACUGCCCAUCCGCUGGUGGGAAUGCAGGGCAUGUGAUGCCCCCUGGGGAGAACCGUGACAACCACCGUGCUGCCCUUCCGUCUCCUCUGGGAAUCGUGGAACUGCUGCAGCAGCAGGGCAUCUCGGCCUCCGCAGACCCCCGGCUGCUGCUCGACUCCAGGUGGGCACGCCCUCCGUCCAGGAAGGGGAAGAGUGUCUUCAGCCUCAACCUGGUGGAGAAGCUGCAGAGUUUAGGGCUGGAUAAAGUGGCGGAGCGAGGCCUCAUUGAGUGUGAGGGAAGGCGGUCAAGCGAAUGCCCUGCAGAUGACUGCACAGCACCCCCUACAGUGGAAGCGCUCACCUAGCCCCCCCAGCAUGGUUUCUGUGUAUCUUUAUUUUACGCCUGCAGCCGCCAUCCCUCCGUGUUGGGGGGGUCACCUGGCCACCUGUCCGUUGUCAGCCACUCUCCACACGGAAAUAUUUGUACACUUUGAUGCAGGUGGGGAAGCAAUAACCAUGUUUUACCCAGCUGUUUUCGGAGCACGUUUGUGUGACAAAAAAUGCUGCUGUUUGUGUUUGAGUGAUGACUGAAAAAGCCCUUAGAAAGAACAGGAGGGAUGAAGAGCGCAGGGUGCUGCUUGUCCUGGUGGCAUCUCUGCCCCUUAUCUCCUUCUCCUCUUCCUCCUUUUACUUGAAAUGGCUGCACUUCAGCGGCCACGUGUCUGUUUUUCAGGGCCACUAUACUGCUGGUACAGUGCAGUAUUUCCAUGCUGCUUCAUCCCUUUACCAUGUUUUUUUCAUCUUGAGAGCAGAAUACUGGGUGGACUGAUUAGGUAUAUUUGUACAACAGCCUGCUCUGUGAAGCAUUGAUAUUUUACUGGUGAUUCAACAGCAAUCAUAUUAGAAAAUGUCACUUGGGUCAUUAUUAAUUUGUUCCUUAGUUGACACUUUUAUCCAAAGCAAGUAACACUGAUGUCCCCAUUUAUAUAGCAGGGUAAUUUUUACUGUAUCACUUCAGGGUGCUACAGCAGUGGUGAAAGUGGGUUUGAGCUGCAGGUCUGUGUUCUCGUGUGCUCUGCUGCAUCGGGUCAGGGUGCGAGGACGUCUGACCAGUUAAGGAAGAAAAUGCAAUGGAAGAGUAUUUGCCUGUUUGAUUUUUUUAUUUAUUUUGAAAAACAAUAUCCGCAGGUGUUAAUUAUUUUUAAUGGCUCAAUAUUUCCUUGGUCAGUUAGCUCAUGUGCUCUCAAACUCUCACUGCACUGUAACUGUAGCUGUGAUGUCACUGUAAUCAGUCAACAAUAAGCAACUGAAUGGUCAAAACGGUUAUUUAGGAGCUUCUCAAAUAUCUCAAUAUGCUGUCUAUUUGACAUUAAUACAUGAAAGUAUAAAAAAAAUGCAUAUUCAUAAGGAAUUCAUUAUUUCUUCACCACCUCAUGGCAAGUGCUGAUGUGGCUCAUCAGUGCCUUCUGCUAAAGAACCCAGGUUCAAAUCCCACCUUGUGCUCUAUACCUUUGAUCAGUGUACUUACUCUGAAGUGAUGCAGUAAAAAUUUUCCUGGUGUAUCAUAAAUGGGUAAAUCAUUGUGAGGCACUUGAG